CUGUUGUUGGUCCUCCAGCAGCAGAAGAAGAAGAUGAGUAGCGGCGUGAACAGCAUCGAUGCCGUGAAGAAGAAGAUCAAGGUUCUGCAGGGCCAAGCGGAGGAGGCCGAGGAACGGGCGGAGAACCUCCAGAGACAGGUGGAGGAUGAGAAGAGGAUCAGAGAACAGGCAGAGUCGGAGGUGGCGGCUCUGAGUCGGCGUCUGCAGCUCAGUGAAGACAACCUGGACCGAGCUCAGGAGAGACUCGCCACCGCUCUGCACAAGCUGGAGGAGGUGGAGAAGUCUGCUGAUGAGAGCGAGAGAGGGAUGAAGGUGAUCGAGAACAGAGCUCUGAAGGACGAGGAGAAGAUGGAGCUGCUGGAGCUUCAGCUGAGAGAAGCCAAACAGAUCGCAGAGGAGGCCGACCGCAAAUAUGAAGAGGUGGCUCGUAAGCUGGUGAUGGUGGAAGGAGAGCUGGAACGAGCUGAAGAGAGAGCCGAGCAGUCCGAGAGUAAGUGUCGAAUGUUGGAGGAGGAGCUGAAAACUGUCUUCACUGGUUCAAAGUCUCUGGAGGCUCAGGCUGAGAAGUACUCUCUGAAGGAGGACAGGUACGAGGAGGAGAUCAAGAACCUGAGCAACAAACUGAAGGAGGCUGAGACCAGAGCUGAGUUUGCGGAGCGUUCAGUGGCAAAACUGGAGAAAACCAUCGAUGGACUGGAAGACGCUCUGACUUCAGCCAGAAACGCCAACAUGGAGCUUCAGGCCACUUUGAAUCAGACCAUGGAGGAGCUCAACUCCUGCUGAACCUCCUCCCCCCCUCCCCUCCCCUUCCUCCCACCCACCUCCUCUCUGCUGCCAGAGUUGAUGUCGGGAACUCUGUGGCCAAAUGUUUUUCCUUUUUCCUCUUGCUCAACCUGCUCCUCCUCAUACUUUCACUCCUCCUCCUCCUGGUGGAUGUGAGGGAGGUGCAGACUCCUCCUCUCUCCUCUCUGCUGCCUGAGUUGAUGUUGAGAAAUGUGUGGCCAAAACAUUCCUCUUGCACCUCUUAUACUCUUCCUCCCCCUCCUCCUCCUCUCCUCUCCUCCUCCUGGUGGAUAUGAGGGAGGUGUUGGGGAGGUGCACAUUCCUCCUUCUUCUUCUCUGCUGCCUGAGUUGAUGUUGGGAAAUAUGUGGCCAAAACAUUCCUCUUGCACCUCCUGCUCCUCCUCUUCCUCCUCCCCCUCCUCCUCCUGCAGGUGGAUGUGAGGGAGGUGUCAGAGAGGAGGUGCAGACUGCUCUCUGAAUGAUUCCUGCUUUCACACAUUCCUUCUCUGAACCUUUAAGUCACGUUUGAAGUGUUGCUUUAAUUUACUCCUCAUGUCUGGCCCUCCUCUUCCUCUUCCUCCUCCUCCUCCGUAAAGGUGCCAACCCCCCUUCCCCCCCUCCCCUCCCCUCCCCCCUCCACUACAGUCUGAGGAAGGCCAGACGAGGAUGCUGGGAGUUAGUUAUUUUCUAUAAGGGAUUCUAACAGCAGUGACUUACAGCCAUUCCCUCGUUAACUAAUGAAUGAACUAAUGAAUAUUAAUGAACAACUAACGAAGCUCUGAGUGUUUGUUUUAACGGUUUGUCGUUACUUUGAGUUGUUUCUUUGCUUCAGUAAUUAAUAAUAAUAAUAAUUGAUUGAUUAGCCGGUGUCCUGUUAGCCAAUUAUAGAUGAUGUGUUCCUGGGGGCGGGACAGGGGGCGUGGUUUAAGGGAUCAGCCAAUCACAGUGAGUCAUUCCACUGCCAGGGGCCAAUAAGAGAUCACACAGAGAGACACGCCCCCCCCCCACCCUCACCUAUUUUUUUCCCCCAGGUGAUCUUGACCUGAUGACAUAAAUAAAGUUUAAAAAUGUUUUUAAAUGCAGGCCGGUGAUGAUGUCAUCGCUGCGCUGAUGUCAUCGCUCAUUGUAAUAAAUCAUGUGACCGCGAGAUUUUAUAAAAUAAAAAGCACCGUCACUGGUAUGUAGAUCCAA
This is a messenger RNA of Scomber scombrus (Atlantic mackerel), 1974 nucleotides long. Its product is annotated as tropomyosin alpha-4 chain-like. The coding region runs from base 34 to 783 and encodes 249 amino acids. Lineage: Eukaryota; Metazoa; Chordata; Actinopteri; Scombriformes; Scombridae. Gene Ontology annotation, biological process: actin filament organization; muscle contraction. Gene Ontology annotation, molecular function: actin filament binding. The transcript is spliced from 8 exons. Gene Ontology annotation, cellular component: actin filament. The record is from RefSeq and is a predicted model, not a curated record.